Molecule: messenger RNA, 291 nt
Organism: Penicillium canescens
Lineage: Eukaryota; Fungi; Ascomycota; Eurotiomycetes; Eurotiales; Aspergillaceae
Product: co-chaperone GroES
Exons: 4
Coding region: 1-291 (96 amino acids)
Molecular function (GO): metal ion binding; protein-folding chaperone binding; ATP binding
Source: RefSeq, a predicted model, not a curated record
AUGAAAAUCAGACCUCUCCAGGAUAGAAUCAUUGUUAAGAAAAUCGAAAAAGUGGAAUCCAGCACUAGAGGGCCUUACAUCCCUGAUACCGCGAAAGAGAAGCCUGUCGAAGGGAAAGUUGUGGCAGUUGGCAAAGGCAAAGUCUCCGAAGAUGGGACCGCCAGCUCCCUUGACGUGAAAGAAGGAGACACUAUUCUUUAUUCAAAGUACAGUGGAACGGAGGUCAAGAUUGAUGGUGAAGAGCAUUUCAUUCUUAGGGAGGAAGACAUAUUGGCCGUGAUAGAAACCUGA